Molecule: messenger RNA, 1665 nt
Organism: Sander lucioperca (pikeperch)
Lineage: Eukaryota; Metazoa; Chordata; Actinopteri; Perciformes; Percidae
Gene: ccdc51
Product: coiled-coil domain containing 51
Exons: 7
Coding region: 203-1519 (438 amino acids)
Source: RefSeq, a predicted model, not a curated record
AAUGACCUUUAGGUGCCUGACCGAAUCGACCAUAUUGGUUUUAUUUGACAUCAAGAUGCUAACUAAUCAGCCAAAAGAAACUGCCUCCGUGUGACAAGAAUGUUAUGACAACAUUGAAGAAAACAGGUGCGUGUUCAAACGUUGGCUCUGUAGCUGCAGUGAACUUGAAGCUCUGACGACAGUUUUCAAGCUGCCCUUCUCAAUGAGGUACAGAGGAGCUCAGAUCUGUCUCCGGGCUCAUGGCUGGUCCCGUCUCUCCCGGUCUGGACCUCUGCCCGCCAGAAUCCCGCUGGUCCGAACUUACAGUGCUCACCAUCCGCCCGGCUCCCCUCCGCCCAUUAACCCCACCCCUCCUGAUGGCAAGGGCGGAGCCGAGGUGGUGAAGGAGCGUACCCUGGCUGCCUUACAGCAUGCAGGUGAUAUGGGGCUGCAGUGGAGUCAGAGGUUUGCAGAUACGGCCAACGCCUGGGUCAGCUACUGGUGGGGGAGGUACGAGGAGUUCGUCGGGCUCAACGAAGUCCGCGUGGCCCAGAGCAAAGUCCAUGAGGCUGAGGCCGCGUUCAUGGUGGCCAGAGGGAUGGUGCGCGAGGCUCAUGUCAGCCUGGAGGCCCUGCAGGGCAAGCUGAAGGAGGUCAGAGACCGGCUGGACCGAGUCUCCAGGGAGGAGGCCCAUUACCUGGAGCUGGCCACGCUGGAGCACAAACUGCUGCAGGAGGAGCGUCGUCUCCGGACAGCAUAUGAGAAUGCAGAGGGUUCGGAGAGGGAGAAGUUUGCCUUGUUUUCCGCAGGUGUCCGGGAGUCCCACGAGAAAGAGAGGACGAGAGCGGAGCGCACCAAGAACUGGUCUGUCAUUGGCUCGGUGCUCGGAGCCCUGAUCGGUGUCAUGGGAUCGACAUACAUCAACCGCGUCCGCCUGCAGGAGCUGAAGAGUCUGCUGCUGGAGGCCCAGAAAGGCCCAGAGAGCUUGCAGGAAGCCCUCAGAGUCCAGGCUGGAAACCAUCGCUACCAGCAGGACGAGCUCCAAGCGCUCAUCAACAGCCUCAGGGUGGCUCUGAAUGACGCCUUCACACAGAGGGACACUGUCCCUCAGGACAAGAGAGCUCCGACCCCAAACUCCCCCACGGUGCUUCUUUCAACUUUAAAAGACCUCCAGAUCAGCAGCCAAAAGACUGAGUCCCUUCUGGAGUCCGUCCGGCCACAACUGGGACAACUAGGACAACUGGAGCAAGGACUCGGUAGAGUUGAGGGAGAAUUGUCCGUGGUGAGGCGGCUGCUGGACACCAGACCACAGGUGGAAACACAGGCUGCUCAGCCGCUGUUAGCGAGCCCAGUGAGUCCAAAGAGAGCAGAGAGAGAGGACCAGUGGGAGUCCGAGGCGGUGGUGAGGCGUCUGGAGGAGACCCAGAGGACGCUAGGAGAACGAAUUAGGACAAACACACUUUAUAACGCGGUGUUUAACUACACCGCCACUGCCAUUACCAUCUCUGCUCUCUACCUGCUGCUCAGAGGAACUGGCUAGACCUGAUAUCUGAAUAUGUUCACAUACACUGUACCAAUAUCAAUCACUGGGAGUAAUCAUCUAAAUUAAUUAUGUCAGAAUACAACAUUUACUUGGUUAGAAGUACCUCCAUUUCUCUAAUAAACUGGUUUUACGUGUUGAAUUGG